Messenger RNA from Prunus mume (Japanese apricot), 552 nucleotides. NCBI's taxonomy places the organism in Eukaryota, Viridiplantae, Streptophyta, Magnoliopsida, Rosales, Rosaceae. The record is from RefSeq and is a predicted model, not a curated record.
AUGUGUCUUUUUAAUCUCAUUUCAGGCACCCAAGAGGAAGCAGCUCGUGGCUAUGACAUUGCAGCAAUUGAGUACAGAGGGAUCAAUGCUGUGACUAACUUUGACUUGGGCUCUGACUUCACUGAUUGUUGUUUUUCCAACACUGACAUAAGAUGGCUAAAGCCAAGAGCAGACGAUCCAAUAGCCACUCAAGAACCAGAGACAGUCGCAGAGCCUCAGAAUAUGCCAUUCAUGGCCAACAGCUACAUCCCAACAGAGGAGUGUUUCUCACACACAAAUCCUUUUGCCUCCCCCCCGGGAAAACAAGAAGUCAUCGGUAGCAGCAUCCCUCUUAACACCGGUAGCAAGUCAUCGUCUCCCACCGCACUUGGCCUCGUCCUUCAAUCAUCAAUAUUCAGAGAGUUGGUUCAGAAGAACUCAAACUUCUCGGAGGAUGAGAGUACUGACGGAGAAGAAACAAAGGACCAGCCACAGGCUGGUCUUGGUAGUGAUGAUGAGUUCGGUGGAAUUUUCUAUGAUGGAAUUGCCGUUUGCUUGCUCUUCCAAUUCUGA